UUGCCCUCCAAAUCAGCAUGGAAAUCAACAACUCAAUCACAAAGGACAUCCUACAGAUCCAGGGCUUCAACAUCUCCCCCCAGUUCACCUACCCUGUGGCCCUCCUGCUUCUCUUCGUCUACCUACUCAUCCUCGUCUCCAACAUCGGCGUGGUCACGCUAAUCGUCACCGAGAAAAGCCUGCACCAGCCAAUGUACAUGCUGUUCUGCAACCUGUCCGUGAACGACCUCAUAGGCAACACGGUGCUGCUUCCCCGGCUCAUGGUGGACAUCGUGUCCACCGAGAGACUCAUCACGUACAACCAGUGCGUGGCGCAGGCCUUCUGCAGCCACACCUUCGGCUCGGCCUCCCACCUCAUCCUGAUCAUCAUGGCGUUCGACCGCUACGUGGCCAUCUGCCACCCACUGAGGUACGGCUCCCUCAUGACCACCCGCACGGUGGCGUGGCUGUCCACCGCGGCGUGGGCCGUGUCCGUCCUGCUGGUGUCCGUGCUGAUCGGCCUGACGGUACGGCUGAGCCGCUGCCGCGCGCUAGUGCAGAAUGCCUACUGCGACAACGCCUCGCUGUUCAAGCUGUCGUGCGACGACGUGUCCGUCAACAACAUCUACGGGCUGUUCUUCACGGUGGCGCUGUUCAGCUCCUCCAUGUUCUGCAUAACGCUCACAUACUUCCGGAUAGCGUUGGCGUGCUGGAUGCGCAAGAACAAGGAGCUGAACAGCAAGGCCAUGCAGACGUGCGCCAGCCACCUGGUGCUUUACCUCAUCAUGCUGUGGUCGGGCUUCCUGACCAUCAUACUGCACCGCUUCCCCGACUACCCGGACCUCAGGAAGAUCGCCUACAUCCUGUUCCACGUCCUUCCCGCUAAUCUCAAUCCAGUUAUAUAUGCAAUUCAAACGAGGUCGUUGCGUGAUAAGAUACUGCAAGUGUUUGGCAGAAAGGUCACUCCAUCUUUUUAACAUGUUUUAUAAUGGGACGUUCCUUGUGGUUGUUUUUGUGUUGUGUUUCUAAUGUUAAAACAUUGGAGAUGAGGGGCAUUUGUGUGUGCUGAUAUUGUAAAUUGAUCAAGGACCCCGAUUGAUGAGGUGCUGAGUCCCAGACACAAGCACCUACCCCCUCACACACAUCAACAAUUACCAAGCAGAUAACCGAUCAAAAGUACAGCACAG
Molecule: messenger RNA, 1166 nt
Organism: Gadus morhua (Atlantic cod)
Lineage: Eukaryota; Metazoa; Chordata; Actinopteri; Gadiformes; Gadidae
Product: olfactory receptor 52N5-like
Exons: 1
Coding region: 18-956 (312 amino acids)
Biological process (GO): G protein-coupled receptor signaling pathway; detection of chemical stimulus involved in sensory perception of smell
Cellular component (GO): membrane
Molecular function (GO): odorant binding; G protein-coupled receptor activity; olfactory receptor activity
Source: RefSeq, a predicted model, not a curated record